ACACUCCGGGGGUUAUGUUGUGGGCACGCUAUGGUGUCAACGGCCACCUGUCUUGGUAGAUGCGUUCAACAAAUUAUAUCUGUGCCGCUUCGAGCCCAGAAUCAGACUCGGAGGCGUGUUGGAUCCAUUUCUCCCUCCAGAAUUUCGACGAUACAAGGGAGUCUCAAAACUCAUGGGCGAGGCUAGCAUCCCACUUGUCACUCCGAAGUUCGACGUUUUCCACCUGGGACAAUUGUUGUGGAUUCUUGCUGAGAGCUGGGCGAGCGGAAACAGCGCUUUGUCUUUGAAAGAGCAAUUGUAUAUGAAAGAACCGUGCAGCAAUGGCGGACCUGCGGAAUCGGUCGUUCUUCCUCGCCUCUCUGAAAGCGCUCCCGGGUAUUACAGGGAUGUGGUGGAAAAGUGCUUCGCCGAAAAUCCACUCGACCGGGACCCUGCAUUGAAGCUCUUGUCACUGUUCCCGCGUGGAGGUAGUUGGCAGGAGAGCCAUUGUGGACAAGAUCUAAAAGCCGAAGCUAUGGGAGUUGACGCUAUGCGAGAAUGCUGCCUGCACUCAAACUACUGCGACCAUUGUGGAAAACAGGAGAUAGUUUCGCUCUUUUACACUUGUAACAUUUGCGAGUUAGGGGACUUCAAUGCAUGCCCUGCAUGCUUCCAUGCAGGUCUGCAUUGCUAUGAGGAAGGGCAUUUGCUGGUUGAGAUUACACCUGAUAGGGCUUGCUCCGGAGCAAAUCGUCGAUUUUAUUCGAGUGUGAGCAGCUCGGGGCUUCGGAAUGUCAUUGAGGGUUGAAGAUACAGAUGAGAGGCUGCCAGAUGAGCGCGGGAGUAACUGUUGCGGUUGAUCGGAAACCGCAUUAUUUCCUAGAUUCUUGAUGAGUUGAGAAUACUGUCCCCCGUAGGAUUUGCUUUCUUCCGCGCUGGCAUCGAUGGUGAGGGGAUCCUGGGCUUCUCGUUGCUUUCGCAAUUGCAAUUGUUGAACUCCCAUUCUCUCGAUCCCACGCAGAAUGAGAGGAUAUCGGC
Molecule: messenger RNA, 1017 nt
Organism: Trematosphaeria pertusa
Lineage: Eukaryota; Fungi; Ascomycota; Dothideomycetes; Pleosporales; Trematosphaeriaceae
Exons: 1
Coding region: 173-787 (204 amino acids)
Source: RefSeq, a predicted model, not a curated record